GGCAAAACAUUUUUUCUCUGGGUCGUGGGAAAAAAUUUCAUUUCUUCUCCAUCCGAAAAAAAAACUCGAACAUUGAUUUCUCCGUCUGGAUCGUCUGGAAUCGUGCCGCCGAAUGGAGUUAAUUCCUCCGGCUUCCUCUAACCCCUCCGGAGUCCUCCGAUUUCCUCCGGGUUCCUCCAGAUUCCUCCAAUCCUCUAUCUUCUCAAAUCUCUCCCAGAGCAAAGCAAGGAAUUGGAUCGUCGUCGACUGGGUUCUUCAUGAAUUUUACCAGCAUAAAUCACUCGGGAGCUUGGAAAUGUGAUCUUGUUCUGCAGCUGGGGUUUCAUUUUCCUUCCCUAUCCAGGCUCUCAAUUCUCAUUUCUUGGAAAGAGAGAGCAAUUGUAAUGGGUUUCAAUUUCAAGGAGAACAAGACGAAGAAGACUUUGAUUGGACUUGGCUUAGGACAGAUCCUCUCGCUCCUCUGUACUUGUAAUGCGUUUACAUCGUCUGAACUCGCCAGGAAAGGAAUUAAUGCUCCAACAACACAAUCGUUCCUCAGUUAUAUGUUACUGGCAAUCGUCUAUGGAGGUAUCAUGCUGUAUCGAAGACCCACAAUUAAGGCCAAGUGGUAUCAUUAUUUCCUUCUUGCUUUAGUUGAUGUGGAGGGCAAUUUUCUCGUGGUGAAGGCGAAUCAGUACACAUCGAUAACGAGCGUGAUGCUACUGGACUGCUGGGCGAUCCCAUGUGUUUUGGUCUUGACAUGGCUUUUCCUGAAAACAAAAUACAGAUUGAUGAAGAUCAGUGGUGUGGUUAUCUGUAUCGUUGGUGUUGUCAUGGUAGUCUUCUCUGACGUUCACGCAGGGAGUCAAGCAGGAGGAAGUAAUCCUGUUAAAGGAGAUUUUCUUGUUAUAGCUGGAGCAACCUUAUAUGCUGUCAGUAAUACCAGCGAGGAGUUCCUUGUGAAGAAUGCAAACACAGUUGAGCUGAUGACCUUCAUGGGAUUUUUUGGCGCCAUUAUUAGUGCCAUUCAGAUAGGCAUACUUGAACGCGGUGAGCUCAGAAGUAUUCACUGGUCAGCUGAUGUGGUAAUUUUCUUGCUAUGUCCGUUUCACUUUCACUUUCAAUCUCUGCAAACCAAAGAAUUUUCGUUUAUGGCUUUAACACUUUCAUGGUAUCAGGUUUUUCCUUUUCUUAGAGUCGCAGUCACGAUGUUUUUCUUCUACUCAUUACUCCCGGUUUUACUUAAGACCAAUGGUUCAACAACGUUCACACUCUCGUUACUCACAUCAGACAUGUGGGCGGUUUCGAUCCGCAUUUUUGCUUACCACGAGAAGGUGGAUUGGCUCUACUACUUGGCAUUUGCUACUACAGCGAUUGGACUGAUCAUAUACUCAAUGAAAGAGAAAGAUGAGGAGGAACAGAGAGAUGAACAGAGGAAGCUGUUGUUGGAUGAGGAGGAUGGUGAAACAUUUCGAGUCAGCCUUAUAUAGGUGCUCCCACCUAAACCGUAACCAAAGCUUAAGUCUUUUUUUUUUUUUUCCUUUUUUCAUUUUUUUUUCAUUCAUUCAAUGGCUUAUGUCGUGAGUAUAAAGAUUAUUCUUUCUACACAAAAGAAAGUGUAAAGAGAAAAAAUUGGUUUAUUUGAUACCACUUGGCCUACACAAGUUUAAUAAGUUAUAAACGA
Messenger RNA from Eutrema salsugineum, 1663 nucleotides. RefSeq names its product solute carrier family 35 member F1. The record is from RefSeq and is a predicted model, not a curated record. The transcript is spliced from 11 exons. Gene Ontology annotation, biological process: transmembrane transport. Bases 258 to 1469 code for a protein of 403 amino acids. Gene Ontology annotation, cellular component: membrane. Lineage: Eukaryota; Viridiplantae; Streptophyta; Magnoliopsida; Brassicales; Brassicaceae. Gene Ontology annotation, molecular function: transmembrane transporter activity.